AUGUCGUUCGCCGGUGUGUCGGUCGUCGACGGCGGCAAGCGCUGCACCUGCGACACGUCGGCAGUCUACGCCGGCGCGGACAGCGGGUACCACCUGCUUAUGGUCAGGGACUACUCGCGUACCAAGCUUCAGUUGCCCACCGGCGAGAGCGCCACCACCGGCCUUUUCACGGUGGGAGAAUAUGAUUGGUACAUCGAGUACUACCCCAACGGAGAGAACCCAAACUGCCGGGACUUCGUUUCGCUCUACGUCACGAGGCAUACCCUCUACGACUGCGACGGCGAAGAGGAUGUGGAGGCCAAGUUCAGCUUCAGUCUCGUCGACCAGCUUGAGAAGCACAAGCCAGGGUACAUUCAUGGAACCAAUAAAACUUGCACCUUCUCCAGCAGUGCUCCCUCCUGGGGCAGCGACAGAUUUGUGAGAAGAGAUGCCCUGGAACGAUCGGCGGACCUAAAGGGUGACUGUCUCACCAUCCGGUGCGACAUCAUGGUUGUUUGCAAGGAUCACAAAAUCGAGGAUGCCGCUGGCACCAUAUCUGACAUAAACCAGCAUUUUGGCCACCUCCUUCAGAACAAGGUGGGUGCUGAUGUGACAUUUGAGGUCGGUGGCGAGACGUUCGCUGCACACCGGUGUGUGCUUGCAGCCCGGUCUAAAGUGUUCAUGGCGCAGCUCUUUGGCCCCAUGAAGGAGGGCGCCGCAACAUCCAGCGUCAUACAGAUCAAAGACAUGGAGGCAAAAGUGUUCAGGGCUUUGCUAAGCUUCAUCUACACGGAUUCACUCCCUGCGAUGGAGAAGGACAGCAUGGAGGAGGAUGAAAUGUCAGAAGUUAUGGACGAAGGGCGAGAAGAAGCAGCAGAGUUUGAAAUGUGGCUGCAAUGGUUGGAAGAUUUGUUUGUGGCGGCAGACAGAUACGAUCUCCAAUUGCUCAAGUUAAUCUGUGAAAAGCAGUUGUCUGAGCACAUAAGUGUGAGCUCGGUGACGUCCACUCUUGCUCUAGCUGAGAAGCACCACUGCUGUGGAUUGAAGGAGGCAUGCUUGAAGUUUAUCCAAGUGCAGUCUCCCUCGUGCUUGCAAACAGUAAUGGCAACUAGUGGCUGGGAUCAUAUAGCAGUGACCUAUCCCUGGGUUGUGAAGGAGUUCAUUGCCAAGCUUGCUUCGAAUCAGCGCAAGUAA
Messenger RNA from Triticum turgidum subsp. durum (durum wheat), 1173 nucleotides. NCBI's taxonomy places the organism in Eukaryota, Viridiplantae, Streptophyta, Magnoliopsida, Poales, Poaceae. The record is from the annotation of a GenBank genome assembly.